Elephantulus edwardii (Cape elephant shrew) is the source of this 3575-nucleotide messenger RNA. It is a transcript of the gene UBA1, whose product is annotated as ubiquitin-like modifier activating enzyme 1. Gene Ontology annotation, molecular function: SUMO activating enzyme activity. Gene Ontology annotation, cellular component: SUMO activating enzyme complex; cytoplasm. Gene Ontology annotation, biological process: protein sumoylation. NCBI's taxonomy places the organism in Eukaryota, Metazoa, Chordata, Mammalia, Macroscelidea, Macroscelididae. The transcript is spliced from 26 exons. The record is from RefSeq and is a predicted model, not a curated record. Bases 211 to 3387 code for a protein of 1058 amino acids.
GUUCCGGCCUCGGGCUCUUCGGCCGCCAUCUUGUGUUGGCGGCUGAGGUGAAGGAGGAAGCAGGGUCUUUAAUAACCGCAGCAGCCUGAGGAGGAGAAGGCGGCGGCGAUUCUAGACGGCCCAGACAACGGGAAGAAGGAGGGCGGCGGCUGGGCUUGGUUUCGGCUCCUUGAGGCGUUGGCGGCGGCGCGACCCGGGGAACCGGCAUUGAUGUCCAGCUCGCCGCUGUCCAAGAAACGCCGCGUGUCCGGGCCUGAUCCAAAGCCGGGUUCUAACUGUUCCCCUGCCCACUCUUUGCUUUCCGAAGUACCCUCGGUGCCAACCAACGGAAUGGCAAAGAACGGCAGCGAAACAGACAUAGACGAGGGCCUUUAUUCCCGGCAGCUGUAUGUGCUGGGCCAUGAGGCAAUGAAGCGACUCCAGACAUCCAGUGUACUGGUAUCAGGCCUUCGAGGCCUGGGCGUGGAGAUUGCCAAGAACAUCAUCCUUGGUGGGGUCAAGGCUGUCACUCUACAUGACCAGGGUACUGCCCAGUGGGCUGACCUCUCCUCCCAGUUCUACCUUCGGGAGGAGGACAUCGGUAAAAAUCGGGCUGAGGUAUCACAGCCCCGCCUUGCUGAACUCAACAGCUAUGUGCCUGUCACCGCCUACACUGGGCCCCUCAUUGAGGACUUCCUUAGUGGCUUCCAGGUGGUGGUCCUUACCAACACUCCCUUGGAGGAUCAGUUGCGAGUGGGUGAGUUCUGUCAUAGCCGUGGCAUCAAGCUGGUGGUGGCAGAUACUCGAGGUCUAUUUGGGCAACUCUUCUGUGACUUUGGAGAAGAAAUGAUCCUCACAGAUCCCAAUGGGGAGCAGCCACUCAGUGCUAUGAUAUCUAUGGUCACAAAGGACAGUCCCGGUGUGGUUACCUGCUUGGAUGAGGCUCGGCAUGGGUUUGAGAGUGGCGACUUUGUCUCCUUUUCAGAAGUACAGGGAAUGACCGAACUCAACGGAAAUCAGCCCAUAGAGAUCAAAGUCCUGGGUCCUUACACCUUUAGCAUCUGCGAUACCUCCAACUUCUCCGACUAUAUCCGUGGAGGCAUCGUCAGUCAGGUCAAAGUACCUAAGAAGAUUAGCUUUAAAUCCUUGCUGGCCUCAUUGGCAGAGCCUGACUUUGUAUUAACGGACUUUGCCAAGUAUUCACGUCCUUCCCAGCUGCACAUUGGCUUCCAGGCCCUACACCAAUUCUAUGCUCAGCAUGGCCGACCACCUCGACCCCGAAAUGAGGAGGAUGCUUUAGAACUGGUGGCCCUAGCACAGGCUGUGAAUGCACAAACCCUGCCAGCAGUGCAGCAAGAUAAUCUGGAUGAAGAUCUUAUUCGGAAGUUGUCAUAUGUGGCUGCUGGUGAUCUAGCACCAGUAAAUGCCUUCAUUGGGGGUCUGGCUGCCCAGGAGGUCAUGAAGGCCUGCUCUGGGAAGUUUAUGCCCAUCAUGCAAUGGCUAUACUUUGAUGCUCUUGAGUGUCUUCCUGAGGACAAAGGGGUCCUUACAGAGGACAAGUGCCUCCCGCGUCAGAACCGUUAUGAUGGGCAGGUAGCUGUGUUUGGCUCAGAUAUGCAAGAGAAAUUGGGCAAGCAGAAGUACUUCCUGGUGGGUGCAGGGGCCAUUGGCUGUGAGCUGCUCAAGAACUUUGCCAUGAUGGGACUGGGCUGUGGAGAGGGUGGUGAAAUUGUUGUCACAGACAUGGACACUAUCGAGAAGUCCAAUUUGAACCGGCAGUUUCUGUUCCGGCCCUGGGAUGUCACGAAGUUGAAGUCUGACACAGCUGCUGCAGCUGUACACCAGAUGAAUCCACACAUCCGGGUAACAAGCCACCAAAACCGUGUAGGCCCUGAUACAGAGCGCAUCUAUGAUGAUGACUUCUUCCAAAAUCUGGAUGGUGUGGCCAAUGCCCUGGACAAUGUGGAUGCCCGCAUGUACAUGGAUCGUCGCUGUGUGUACUACCGUAAGCCCCUGCUGGAAUCAGGCACAUUGGGCACCAAAGGCAAUGUGCAGGUGGUGAUCCCAUUCCUUACAGAGUCAUACAGUUCUAGCCAAGACCCACCUGAGAAGUCUAUCCCUAUCUGCACUCUGAAGAAUUUCCCCAAUGCCAUCGAGCAUACUUUGCAGUGGGCUCGGGAUGAGUUUGAAGGCCUCUUUAAGCAGCCAGCAGAAAAUGUUAACCAGUACCUUACAGAUCCCAGGUUUGUGGAGCGGACACUGAGACUUGCAGGUACCCAACCACUGGAGGUACUGGAGGCUGUGCAGCGCAGUCUAGUGCUACAACGACCACAGACCUGGGCUGACUGUGUGACCUGGGCCUGCCACCAUUGGCACACUCAGUAUUCUAACAACAUUCGGCAACUGCUGCACAACUUCCCUCCUGACCAGCUCACAAGCUCUGGUGCCCCAUUCUGGUCUGGGCCCAAGAGAUGUCCACACCCGCUCACCUUUGAUGCCAACAAUCCCCUACAUCUGGACUAUGUGGUGGCUGCUGCCAACCUUUUUGCCCAGACCUAUGGACUGAUGGGCUCUCAGGACCGAACUUCUGUGGCCAUGCUUCUUCAGUCUGUGCAGGUUCCUGAGUUCACUCCCAAGUCUGGCGUCAAGAUCCACGUCUCUGAUCAGGAGCUACAGAGUGCCAAUGCUUCUGUUGAUGACAGCCGUCUAGAGGAGCUAAAGGCCACACUGCCCAGCCCAGACAAACUCCCUGGGUUCAAGAUGUACCCCAUUGACUUUGAGAAGGAUGAUGAUAGCAACUUCCAUAUGGAUUUCAUUGUUGCUGCAUCCAACCUCCGAGCAGAGAAUUAUAACAUUCCUCCUGCAGACCGCCACAAAAGCAAGCUGAUUGCAGGGAAAAUCAUCCCAGCCAUUGCCACAACCACAGCAGCUGUGGUUGGCCUUGUGUGUCUGGAGUUGUACAAGGUGGUGCAGGGCCAUCGACAGCUUGAUUCUUACAAAAAUGGCUUCCUCAACUUGGCCUUGCCUUUCUUUGGUUUCUCUGAGCCACUUGCUGCACCUCGACACCAGUACUAUAACCAAGAGUGGACAUUGUGGGAUCGUUUUGAGGUACAAGGACUACAGCCUAACGGUGAGGAGAUGACUCUCAAACAGUUCCUUGACUAUUUUAAGAGAGAGCACAAACUGGAAAUCACCAUGCUGUCCCAGGGUGUGUCCAUGCUGUAUUCUUUCUUCAUGCCAGCUGCCAAGCUCAAGGAACGGUUGGAUCAGCCGAUGACAGAGAUUGUGAGCCGUGUGUCGAAGCGAAAGCUGGGCCGCCAUGUGCGGGCGCUGGUGCUUGAGCUGUGUUGCAACGACGAGAGCGGCGAGGACGUCGAAGUCCCCUAUGUACGAUACACCAUUCGCUGACACCAUCCACUCCUCUAGACUGCCCCUAGACUACCAUUCUCAGACCCCUCCUAGCCCUGGGCUCCCAUUUGGCCUUUGGCCGUAGCACAGCUAGCCAAGUCUGGUGUUCCUCACCAUCUCCCUCCCUGAACUUUUGCCUGCUGCUUACUACCUUGUUUGGAACACAAACCUAAUAAAGAGUUGUUAAC